Molecule: messenger RNA, 1054 nt
Organism: Daphnia pulicaria
Lineage: Eukaryota; Metazoa; Arthropoda; Branchiopoda; Diplostraca; Daphniidae
Exons: 4
Coding region: 48-845 (265 amino acids)
Source: RefSeq, a predicted model, not a curated record
UCUUCUAGGCUACAUUCUAGUUGCUCUGUAGAAUUCGUUCAAUCAAAAUGGAGAAUGCCGAAUCUGUGAGUAUGCCGAACAGGCAAGUCAAAAGUAGACAUUUCGAGGAUGAAGACAACGAGGUUCAAUCGCCCAUAAGAAUGUUCAGUAUGGAAAACGUGGCUGACCGCGUUUUUCAUCGCAAAAAGAAAAUGGUGGGAGAAUUCGACGACGAUGAAACACGUCGGAAUGAUUAUCGCAAUAAGCUGGCCAUCUUGAAAGGCGAUUUGGAAAGCGGGAGUCAGAGGAUGGCGAUCACCGGCGAGGAAAUGGAAGAUUGGUUUCAGAAUCUUCAGAUCCGAACCCAGCAACCAAAGGACAAGAAUGAGAAACCAGCUGCCCCGACCAAAUUAGCUGCCACCAAUAACGUUGCUACUGCUGCCGUGCGAUUAAAGGGAAAUGUUCGGAUCGAUAAGGUAGAGAAUAAAAUUACAUCGCCCGUUGAGACACAUCAGUCACAUAGGAGACAUUCUCAUUCACACAGGUCAGCAGCAGAAGGAAUAAUUGCAGAAGAAAUGUGCGAAAACGUCGAUGAGAAAAAUCAUGCUAAAGAAGUAGCUGUGCGAUCAAAGAAGUUAGAAAGGCAAUCAACAGAACAUAAAGCACAGACAAGGCGUAAGAAGUCGUCGCAUAUUUCCGUUGCGGAGGUCGCCAGUGAUAUACGUAACAGCAAAACUCGCCCGCAUGAUUUCCCAACUUCUGCACGAUUAUCAUUAUCUAGUGAUGCCCAAAGCAGCAACAGCAAAGCAAAAUCUAGUAAAAAUACUCUUUCCAGCAUCAAAUCAACAAUUCGCGAAGAACAAUAAGUCAUCAAAAGACCCGCGAUAGUUUAAAUGCAUGCGGCAAUGUAUUAUCAAUAAUUAGAAAUUGAUAUACCGUACGUAAAAUCCUGGUAAAAUCUUAGUGAUGCGCAUUAAUGAAACGUUGCAUUAGGUAGAAUGUUUGUGUGAACAAAUAAAUAAAUAAAUAAAAGUAAAAAAAAAAAAAAAAACGAAUUUGUCGUUAGCGUGGUAAU